GGUUCGGUGUGCAACUACACACAAUGGACUGAUUAUUUCUCCACGAACCCUCCUGGUAUCAAUCUCACCUGCUUGACGCGGGGAGAAAGCAUUGGAAUGACUAUAACUGCCACGGUCGGACUUGUGUCGAUUCUAUCGAUAGUUGCUUUAUUCGUCUUCAUCAUGGUGCGUAUCUACAACAUGUUCGAAUUAUGGCGAACACCCUCAACCGAGACUUGGAGUCUCGUCCGAGGGCCUGCAGACAUCUAUAUGCUUCAACUGCUGAUAUCUGAUAUCAUAAUGGCCAUCGGCGCAGUCAUGGACAUUCGAUGGAUCCAUACCGGUAUCGUUAAGCCAGGUCAUUUUUGCACUGCGCAAGGAAUAAUUCAGGAGAUCGGGGAGGUCAACGUCGCAAUGACUACCGGAGUCAUCGCCGCACACACCUUCGUGAUGCUCUGGUGGCGAAAGGCAAUCCACGGGCGCCUUGUGGCUCUGAUUGUCAUAACUUGCAUUUGGCUCUACAACAUUCUGUACUCUAUCAUCGCUUCAAGGCAGCGUCAGUACGAAACGCCUACACCAUUCUGGUGCUGGAUAGGUGGCAAAGGCGACACGUAUUUGGUGGACAAGAUCUUCGGGGAAUAUUUAUGGCUGUGGAUCACACUUCUGGUUUCGACCAUAGUAUACAUCCCCCUAUUCUUUCUCAGCAGGGGAUAUAUAACAGUAAGCCAGACGCACUGGUGGAAGUUCAGCGUCCACGGAAGGCAGUUCAACAGCACGAGCCCUUCUGCGAAACGCGUCAGCCUCGGUAUGCUUGCGUACCCGAUUACAUACUCCUUCACCAUCCUUCCCAUGUCAAUCGUGCGCUGGUUCAUGUUCACACCAUCACACUCGGUCCCAUCCGUCGCAACGCUGAUCGUGGUCUCGAUCUUCGGUCUCAGCGGCGCCGCCAACGUCUUCCUCCUCCUUUAUGCGCGCCCGGGACUGCUUCUCCUG
Messenger RNA from Punctularia strigosozonata HHB-11173 SS5, 972 nucleotides. RefSeq lists its product as uncharacterized. Gene Ontology annotation, molecular function: G protein-coupled receptor activity. The record is from RefSeq and is a predicted model, not a curated record. The transcript has 7 exons. Gene Ontology annotation, cellular component: plasma membrane. Gene Ontology annotation, biological process: adenylate cyclase-activating G protein-coupled receptor signaling pathway. Lineage: Eukaryota; Fungi; Basidiomycota; Agaricomycetes; Corticiales; Punctulariaceae. The annotation marks the transcript as partial.